This is a messenger RNA of Pelagomonas calceolata, 1776 nucleotides long. The record is from the annotation of a GenBank genome assembly. Lineage: Eukaryota; Pelagophyceae; Pelagomonadales; Pelagomonadaceae.
AUGGCCGGGGCAGCCUCAUCGCCCAGCGCGCUGGCCGCCUGGACCUGCCCGCUGACCGGGCAGCUAUUCGUGGAGCCGGUGCUCUACCUGGCCCCAAACGACGGCGCGGCGCAGAUUUACGAGCGCGCGGCAUUGGAACAGCAGCUCGCGUCGCUCGGCAUCACCGGGGACGACCGCGGCCGCCUCGUGCCCGUGGAGGCCGUCCGGUUCGCCGUCGAGGCGGCGGUCGCGCGAGGUGAAGCGCCAGCCCCGGCGCGGGAAGCGUGGAUCGGCGGCGCGCUCGCGGCGGCGGCGCGCGCUGCCCUGCAGACGCACGACCUCGGGUCCCUGCGGCGCGUCUGCGCCGCGGCGGCGGCCGCCGGCGACGCGCUCUCCAAGGAUGGUGCGGCCCUUUUCGUCGAGGGCCUGCCCGCGGAGCUGCGGGACGAGGCGGAAUCCAUCCUGGAUGCGAAGCAAGUCGACGUGACGCCGCUCCAGGCGCGCGCGCGCGGACGCAUCGAACGGCGGCGCCACGCGGAGCGCAUCGCCUUCGCUCUGCGCUGGAGCGCGCGCCGCGAGCGCCACACGACCACGCCGCGGUCGACGCGGCGCAUCUCGUGGGACCCGGACCUGUCGCGCGAGGCGCCGUUCCCGUCGCCCCUGGCCGAGACGCCGCACCGCGACUGGCCGCUGCACGCGGCGACCUCGGCGCCGGCGUCGCCCGAAGCCGCGACGGAGACGCGCGGUCGCUUCCGCGUUUCAAGAGGCGCCGACGUCGUGCCGACGCCGCCGCCGACGCCGCCUCCGCCCCGCAAGCGGCCCUCCUGCGCCGCCACGCCGCCGGCGCCGCCCCGCGUGACGACGCCCCGCUCCCUGACACGCUUCCAGGCCGCGCGGCGCGCGGCCCAGGCGUCCGACAAGGCGGCAUCGACGCUCCAGCGCGCCUGGAAGGCGCACCGGCCGGCCGCGCCCGAGCCCACCGAACCCACAGAGCCUUCGCCGCCGACGGGCCGCCGGGCGCGCACCUCGAUGACGGGCCGGCCCGUCACGCGCCGGACGCCGCGCAAGCGCGCGCCCGUCUGGGCCUCGCCGGACGGCGCCGAGGCCGCGGCCGCGGCGGCCGCCGGCCGCGCAGCGACUGCCGCUGCGACUGCUCAAGCCGCGGCGCGGGAGGCCGCGACCGCCGCGGACGCCGCCGAGGCCAUCGAAGAGAUCGUGGGCGCCGUCCUCGACACGGUCGCGGACGAGCCCUCGGACGUCUCCGCGGACGCGCCCUCGGACGUGCCCUCGGACGCGUCGGACGCGCCCGUGGCGCCGCUCGCGGUGCCCGAGGAGCUCGACGCCGACGAGCCCGCGCCGGGGCCCGCGACGCCGCCGGCCCGCCCGGCCGGGGCCCCGCACGCCCGGCCGGCCAAGUCGCCGCGGCCCGACGGCGAGGAGGUCGCCGACGUGAGCUACACGGAGUCCGAGCUCGCCGUGCUCUGCACGCCGGCCGCCGCGACGGCCUCGCGCGAGCUGGCGGCCGACUCCAUCAGCGCUUCGCGCGAGACGCCGCGGCCGCCGAGCGCGCGGCGGCCGCGGCGCGCUACGCCGCGCGCGCUCGCGAGCCCGCUGCGCUGCGCCACGAACGAGACCCCGAAGGUCGUCCCGGGGCCGAAGCCGGCGCUCCCGCCGCGGCCCAAGAAGAUCUCGCCGCGCUGCGUCACCGCGUUCCCGCCCGCCGAAUCGCCGCCGGCCGCCAAGGAUUCCCUGCCCCUCGUCCUGCCCGGCGGCCGGAAAUUGCCGCCCGUCGUUUAG